AUGUGCGGAUCUCUCCACGCAGAUGCCAGAUCAUUUCGCUGGCGAUCCGUUCUGUAUACCUUGAGUGACGCACGUCACAUGCGCAGUGGUCAGGAUGCGAUCACUUGCAGCAAGGCAGUAAGCUGCUGUGUCCGGGCCCAGGAGUGGCGACAGGCUCUGCACACCUUGGCCUCCGCCUUCAGCUUUGGGCUUCGGUAUGACGCGGCCGAUGCGGUGCUCUUCAACUCUGUCUUACCUGUCUUCGUCAGAAAGGGGGGAGAGUGGGAGGGUGCCUUGGAGAUCCAAAGGACAAUGAAGACUUUCGGGAUCCGGUACGAUGCGGCAACUUGCAAUGGCAGCUUAGCAGGGUGCAGGAAAUCGAAAGUGUGGGUACGAGCGGCGAAUCUUCUUGCUCUCACCGCGACAGUCAACAUACACUCGGACAUAGUUCCCUGGAACAUUGUCGUCAGCUCGCUCGAAAUGGAUGCGUGGUCCCGUGGCCUGUGGCUGCUUUCACGUGCGCGAGCAGUAGCUGUCCGGCCUGAUAGCCACACGUACAACUCGGCAAUCUCUGCAUGUGAGAAGAUGUGGGAGCACGCCUUGACAGUGCACACUGCAGGGAAUUACCACGGAUCAUGCCCGGACUCAAUUACCUUUGGUGCAAUCAUAAAUGCAUGCGAAAAGGGCAUGUGCUGGGAAUAUGCCGUUUCAUUCCUAAGGCAGAUGGACUGCGCUCGUCUGGCCAACGGCGUGGCUUAUUCUGCAGCUGUGUAUGCGUGUGACCACUGUGCUCAGUGGGAGCGUGCUCUUGACCUGCUGGAUGAGUUGAUGGAGUCUGACAUUCAGGUAAUCACCGAGAGCGCUGCCAUUGAUGGUCAAGCUGGUCUGCUCAUGUGGUGGCGACAUGUGGAGCCGGGUGAUGAUGACCAAGAUCUCCCGCAAGCAUCGGGCCAGUCGUGGCACUGGGGAGGCUGUUGGAAUUUGUCGGACAUUAUCGGUGUACGUUACACAACGAUGUUUGGAGAUCCUGGCCGGGAAUUUCUCCACGGUGGAGCUUUGCCAGUUGCACGAUUUGCACCGUGGGAUCUUCCGGCGGAGCGCAUCGCUCUUCUGGUGUUAAACCCGCUGAGCAUCACUUUUGCGCUAAGUUGUCUUCUUGUCUGGCAGCUUAUGGAGAUUUUCCCUCGUGAGGGUGGUGUCUUCAACAUGUCUCGUCCAGCCCACGAGCCGGCCCUUCACAGCUCGAUCGCCACUGCCGUGAGCUGUGCCGUUGCAGCCGUGGUCUCACUAUGGUGGGUGGGCUUGUUCAGCUACUGUGUUGGUGAGAAGUACAAAGCCACCCAUCUCAGCCCAAAGGCAACCUCCAGGUGGUGGUGGCAGAAGGGCUUCAGUGAGCUCAUCCUGGAGAUCUUUCUGGGGCUCUGUGUGGUUGCAGUGGUCAUCUGCAUUCUGACAGAGAUGUUUCAGCACGAUGUAUCGUGCCACAACAGGCUUUCGGAUGAUGGCCGCCGUCUCGCCACGACUUGUAUACGACAGGUGGGCGUGAACCAGACCUGCGGUGUCGACGGCUGCUUCUGCGGCAUGUUCUCAGACUUGCUUUGUGACGAACCUCCUCUGCCAGCACAAAUCUGUAUCAAGGUGGUGCGGCCUCUUUGUGCAGCGGCUGGUACGAAUGUUCGCACAAGCGGCAUGCACGGACACCUGUACACCGUCCUGGUUACCUGCAUCGUUCUCUGUGUGUUCAACUUCGUGAAUUGGACCAUUACGUCGUGGGCAAUGCUGUUGAACUGGCUCGGAUAUCAGAUGAGGAAUUCGCAGGUCAUCAACAAGCCCGUUGAGCCAAGCACGCAGUACCAUCGCUUCACUGUUCUCUUCGACUCUCCGACGGAAGAAAGUCUCGUCUUCAAUGUCGAUUGCUCUGAGGAUCCUGAGGCGGUAGCUUGCACCCUGGCGGGCUAUGAUGAAAUCUGA
Symbiodinium natans is the source of this 1950-nucleotide messenger RNA. Lineage: Eukaryota; Dinophyceae; Suessiales; Symbiodiniaceae. The record is from the annotation of a GenBank genome assembly.